UUGACUGAAUAUUUAGCCCCAUCCAAGGAACAUUAAUUUGAUAUCUUCGGGAUUUUGCUGCCCCUAAGUUGUGAACCAGCAUCGCUUGAAAGGUUAAAAGCAUAACUAUGAAACCGGGUCGAGUCUGUGUGUGUGAGCGGAGUCACGGUGGAGAACUGAAGUGCUGAAGAUGACGCUGUCGCUCAUGAAAUUACCGGCUAGCUAAGCUAACGGCUAGCAUGUCCGCCUUGGGUUGUAGCCUGUCACUAGCUGACAUUUAGCUAGGUGCAGUUAUUCUGUUUGGCACUCGCACUGCAGAGGACGAUUUCACAAGGGAACUGGUGUGCACUCCCAUGCGGAAAGUGAGGAGGUGGGAAUGUGACACAGUUGUUAACAGACUCAACAUGGGUAGGGGUCGAGGCAGAGGGAGAGGGAGGGGCAGGGGAUCAUCCGGCCAGCUGCGGCCCCCCUCGCCCUACAGACUGCAGCUCUCUCCAUCCAGAGAGACACUGACAUACGCUCAGGCGCAGAAAAUAGUGGAAGUGGACCUAGAAGGAAGGCUCCAUCGGAUUAAUAUCAUGGAUUCUCUGCCGGUUAUCACGGAGGAUGAGAUGAUGGCCCAGGACAUUGCUGAGUGCAACAGCAACAAAGAGAACAGUGAACAAACGCAGAGCAAAACCAGAUCGUGGAGGAAACCCUCAAACAGCAAAAACAGGAGGAGCGGUAAAAAUACAGCUCACCAGAACCAACGGUCUGGCUCACAGCAGCACACAGGACCUGCUAACUCCUUCCAGCACCCGUCCCACCAGACCCCUCUGCCUGAGCCCACCUUCCGUGUGCUGAGUUCAGUUUGCCCCUCAGAGGCGCCUCCUCUCCCAACAGCCUACUACUGUUACAUAGAAAAGUCAUUGGAGGAACAGGACAGCGUGGCUGAGUAUGACAUGGACGAGGAGGACCUGGCCUGGCUGGAGAUGGUGAACCAAAAGAGGGUGUCAGACGGCCAUGCCUCUGUACCUCCGGACACUUUUGAACUGCUGAUCGACCGCCUGGAGAGGGAAUCCAUCCUGGAGUCCCGCAGCCAGGCGCUGUCCCAGAGCGCCGUUGACGAGGACGCUUUCUGCUGCGUCUGCUUGGAUGACGAGUGUCUAAACAGUAACGUCAUCCUGUUCUGUGACAUCUGUAAUUUGGCCGUCCACCAGGAGUGUUACGGCGUGCCCUACGUACCUGAGGGUCAGUGGCUGUGCCGCUGCUGCCUGCAGUCCCCCUCCCGUCCUGUAGACUGUGUGCUGUGUCCCAACAGAGGAGGUGCCUUCAAACAGACGAGUGAUGGACGUUGGGCGCAUGUUGUCUGUGCCAUAUGGAUCCCGGAGGUGUGCUUUGCCAACACAGUGUUUUUGGAGCCGGUCGAGGGGGUCAAGAACAUCCCUACUGCCCGCUGGAAGCUCACCUGCUACCUGUGCAAGCAGAAAGGCAGGGGAGCGUCCAUUCAGUGCCACAAAGCCAACUGUUACAGGGCCUUUCAUGUCACCUGCGCCCAGAAGGCCGGCCUGUUUAUGAAGAUAGAUCCAGUCCGGGAGACUGGUGUCAACGGCACCACCUUCUCUGUGAAAAAGACUGCUUUCUGUGAGCAUCACUCUCCAGUGGGCUCUCGGCGGGACGGGUCCGGAGACGAGUCAGUCGAAGGGAGACUGGUAGGAGGCAGGGGUAACCGAGGUCAGAGGUCCUACAUUCAGAGCCCCCCAUCACCACCGAGCAAGAAGGCUACCAAGGGCAAGAAGAAGAACACGAAGGGGUCUGGUGGGUCGACACGUCGCUCAGCUGUGCCUGUGCUGCUCGUGCCUCAGAUCCCCUCUCACAGGCUGAACAAGAUCUGCACAGGAGUUGACGUCCAGAGGAAGAAUCAGUUCAUGCAGAGGCUUCAUAACUACUGGUUACUGAAACGACAGUCACGAAAUGGGAUGCCUUUAAUACGUCGACUUCAUUCCCAUCUACAGUCCCACAAGACUGCAGAGCAGAAGGAGCCUGAUGAGAAGCUGUGUGCUGCAAGAGAGGAGCUACGAUACUGGCAAAAGUUGAGGCAAGACCUGGAGAGAGCACGACUAUUGGUCGAACUCAUCCGCAAGAGAGAGAGGCUAAAGAGAGAACAGAUGAAAAUUCAGCAGGCUGCUCUGGAGCUGAAGUUGACCCCUGCGUUGGUGCUCCUGCGAUCCACCUUGGACCAACUGCAAGAGAAGGACACAGCAAAAAUCUUCUCUCAGCCAGUCGAUCUGUCAGAGGUCCCAGAUUACCUGGAGUUUAUUUCCCAACCCAUGGACUUCUCUACCAUGCGUAAAAAGCUGGAGGGCCAUGCAUACUGCUCAAUCGCUGACCUAGAGAAGGACUUUGACCUCGUGAUCUCCAACUGCCUCAAGUACAACUCCAAGGACACCAUGUUUCACAAGGCAGCCUUACAACUGCGGGAGGUGGGUGGUGCUGUUCUGCGUCAUGCCCACAGGCAGUCUCAGGGCAUUGGUCUGGACCCCAGCACUGGCAUGCAUCUCCCAGACACUCUGAACAAACAUGGCUUCAACCACUGUACGUGGGACGACGUCGACUCUCUCUUGGACCCAGACAACAGACUGCACUUAAACACAGACGAACAGCUGAAGGCCUUACUGGACAAACUGGACAUGGUGACAUCCAUGCGUACCAGUGGCGGUCGAACCAAACGCAUUAGGCUGCUACGCCGAGAGAUCAACACUCUGAGACAGAAGAUGAGUCAGCAGCAGCAAAACUCUCAGUCUGUGAACGAUAAGGACAAGGAUAACGAAGGGAAAGAGGAGGAAGAAGAGGAUGACGAGGAGGAGGAGGAAGAAGUGGAGGAGAAGGAAAAGAAAAAGAAGAAAAAUGUUGAUAAUGGACCUUUGACAGCAGUUUCCAACUCUGGGACAGAUGACUCUCCACCUGUACUAGAACUUACUUGCCCAGUGUCAUCACCUCUACCAGGGGAUGCUCCUCUCGAACCCCCAGUUCUUGGCAUUGUAACUGGAGGGCGAAGGUCACCUGGACGCUCAUACAAGCGUCAGAGGUCAUCUCGCAGUGGAAGCAAAAGCCAAGGCGAAGAUGAGGCAGAGGUCGGUGAAACGCCAUCAUCACAGCCAGAGGCUGUUCAUGAGGUCACUCCUCUGGGAACACCCCCGACUCUGCCCAUAGUUGGAGUUGGUCGUCGCACAUCCGUCCUGUUUAAGAAAGCAAAAAAUGGGGCACGAAUGGCAAAAACCAAGUCCCCGCCUCAACAAAACGGGAAAACAUCUGAGGAAAAAUCAAACGGAUUGGACAGCACCCCUGCCAGCCCAAAUUCACCCAGUGUGACCAGCAUCACUACCUUACCCCCGACUCCCAAUGCUUCCCCUACUCCUCCGUCUCCGUCCUCACACCACCUGAGGUCCAGAGGCCACAGUUCAGAGAGCGAAGUAGACAAACUCCCUCCGCCAACGAGAGAAGGCCUGACAAACGGAAAACAUAAUUCUGCAGACCAUGAUGAUGACGACCAAAAACUAAACUGCAGUGUCUCUCCACCAAAACGAAGUCGUGGUAAACCUGCACUGGCUAAAGUUCCCAGCAGUGAAAACGGAGACAUCUCUGGAAAGUCUACACUUCUGUCUUUAGAUAGUGAGACCGAGCUCGCACCUCUGGACCUAGUUUGGGCCAAAAGCAGAGGAUAUCCAUCAUACCCAGCAAUGAUCGUUGACCCAGACAUGCCCCAGGAAGGGCUUCUUCACAACGGCAUCCCCAUCCCAGUGCCUCCUGUGGAGGUGCUCAAACUGGGCGAAUGGAGGGAAACGGAAGAAGGCGAAAAGCUCUUCUUAGUGCUCUUCUUUGACACCAAAAGAACUUGGCAGUGGCUCCCUCGUAACAAACUGCUGCAGCUGGGGAUGGAUGACACUGUGGACAAAUUGCGCUUAAUGGAAGGCAAGAAACCAAGUGUUCGCAAGUCUGUGCACACUGCGUACGACCGGGCCAUGGCGCAUUUAAACCACGUGAGAGGAAACCUAAACUUCACUCCCUCCAAUUUUAUAUAAAUUUUAGAUUUUAUCAGCUGCCUGAUUAUAUGUAUAGAGGCUUCAUCAAUGCUCCUAAAACAAACUGUUGGUGGAAUUUGAAGGUUUUCUGCCCUGAUUUUAAAAAUGGAGAGAAAAAGUGCUUGAAGACAUUUUCCUAGAUGAAUUUUGUUCAUUCAGUCAUGUAAUUUUUAAAGAUUUUACACAACCACUGUUGCUAUGUGUUCAUAUAAAGUUUUUUUUAAUUAUUAUUUUAGGCCAAAGUGAGUCAAGACUUAAGUGAGAAAAGUGUAAAUAUUUAAUCGUCAAAGGGAUUGUCUUGAUUCAAAACAUAUUUAGAUUGUAUUUGCCAUUGAAAUGUCACUGUGUUUGAUGAAGUGUGAAAGUCCCACUUUAUGUUCGCGUCAUAUCUGGACUCUACGGAAGUUUGGCUCUGACAGCUAUUGAUUACAAUUAUGAUUUUUAAUAACUUUUAUAAUUCUAAGUGGUGCUGGUAAUAUUAUAUAAAUGUUCUUUUUAAAAUUCACCAAAAAAACAAACCCCAUACAUUUGCUUCAAAUCCUCCCUCCACUGAAUUCAUAGUAUUCAGCCUUUUAGUUGCGUUUGAUAUUGAAGCAUUGGAGCAUUUUUCAAAAAUGUAAUACAUUAGUUUAAAACCGAAAGUGGAGCCUAACUGGUUCCAUGUCUGACUACUACAAUAUGUUAAGUAGAUACAACAAGAACAAUCUGAAGUGAAUACGAACACUGAUCUGUUUGUGUCAAUGGGCUGCCAAUGCAAACAUUCUUUAAACGGCCGGUCCAGCUAUGAUGUGUUGUAGGUGAAACUUUGGAGGUCUUUACUUAUUUUUCCAUAUUGUGAAACUGUAUUAUGAUACUAGAAUGUGGGAGUACCCGGUGCAGCUACUCGGUUAGUAAGAUGUGAAGCCACUAUAGAGGUGAAACUGGUUAUUUCGUGGUCAUGGCAAAAUCUACUGCGAUCACUCACUGAAGAAAUCUGGCUGAAAUGACUUGAAAAGCACAAUCGGUCUGUUAUGAAAAAGAAAAACUUGUUGGAUUGUUGACUCCUGGAGCUACAUAUGUGGCAAAAAUGUGCGUGUACAGUAUAUACAUAUAUGAAUACAACCUCAGUGUAGUAAAGGUGCAUGUGUAUAGUUUUAUAAAUAUGUAAAUGUAUGUUUAUAUUGGCUUACAUGAAGUAAUUUAAGGAAUGCAGAAAUCAAAUUUAGAAGAUUUUAAUUUAUAAUUUGUGGCAGUCGAGAGUGUUAUUUAAAAAAUAAAAUAUUGAAAAGAUUUAUGUAUGAUGCUAAGUAGCUCUUUGUAAUAGUGAUGGUAUUCACCAACAUGUCAAGAACAUAUUCUCUAGAAGUGAGGCGGCACAAGACCGGAGCUCUGUAGACGGCAGCAAGAACACUGGUCUACAAGGAGAGCUUUUUCGUUUUGUUUUGUCUUGGGUGAUACAGGAGAUUUUUGAUCUUGUGAUUUGAAUUGUUCUGCGAGAUCUAUAAUCUGCCCGAGACAAUAUUUUCUCACACAAGAAUAAAUGCUGUUUGAAACAAC
Messenger RNA from Acanthopagrus latus (yellowfin seabream), 5576 nucleotides. RefSeq names its product bromodomain and PHD finger containing, 3a (gene brpf3a). The transcript is spliced from 13 exons. The record is from RefSeq and is a predicted model, not a curated record. Gene Ontology annotation, molecular function: protein binding. Bases 333 to 4040 code for a protein of 1235 amino acids. Gene Ontology annotation, biological process: regulation of transcription by RNA polymerase II. Gene Ontology annotation, cellular component: MOZ/MORF histone acetyltransferase complex. NCBI's taxonomy places the organism in Eukaryota, Metazoa, Chordata, Actinopteri, Spariformes, Sparidae.